AUGGCGACCCUUGACGAGGCGCUGGAUAAUGAGGGCGGCAAACGCCGCCGGUCGCAUAAGAAAUCAAAAAGGGGCUGUGGUGAUUGCAGGAGACGGCGAGUGAAGUGUAGUGAGGAAAAACCCAGGUGCCAGGCCUGUGUCCGUCGUGGGGUCCAAUGCCAGUAUCCCACCAAAGCUCAAUGCCCGUCUGUGGGACUAUCUCCAUCUUCAACACGUAGUGCUGAAACCUCACCUGGAUCAUCGUUGAUACAACCCGCAAGCGAGGAGUUUAGUAUCUCAAACAAUGCGAACUUCCCAUCCAUCACCGAUCCAGCACUGCUUGAGUUCAGUUCUCCAGAUCUUCGCUCGACCACCUUUGGAAUCCACGACAUGGCCCUCCUUCAUCACUGGACGGUUUCGACCAGUCUUGCCAUGUAUCAGAAUUCCAACAUAUUUAUUUGCUGGCAGAUCGUUGUUCCUCAGUUAGCAUUUAGCCAUGCAUUCGUGAUGCAGGCUAUGCUUAGCCUGGCUGCUCUACACCUUGCAUAUCUCAAUCGACCAGACAAGACGACGCACAUGACAGAUGCAGCCCACCACCACACCCAAGGCCUACAUGGCUUUCAUGAAGCUCUUGGCAGUAUGAACAGCGGAAAUAGCGACGCUCUGUUCAUAUGGUCCGUAUUAAAUAUAAUUUAUGUGUUUAGCAUAUCGGGGCGACUAGGCGACAAAAUCGAGAGCGUCUCGGGCCACAUCAGCCGCAAAGAUCGCAUCCUGGGCGUUGAAUGGAUACCCAUGAUGCGAGGUAUUGACGCCGUCCUACAGCCAACUUAUAAGGAUGUGAAAUCAGGCCCAUUGAGUCGAUUCCUGUGUCUGGGCAACUGGGAUCAACUGGACCCUGAUAAGAGUCCAGAUGCUGAUGAUGAGCACUUCUGUCGCAUCCGAAGCACAUGGGAGCGAGGUGUGGAUGCACAAACCUAUGACGAAACCCUUCAACUUUUAAGAAAGUGUCGCCUAUUUAUCCGGCAAUUUGAGAAAUUGGACGGCGAGGCUCCGACGGAAUGGGGAUUCAAUAGCACAUGGGCAGGACCAUUCACGUUUGUUCAUUUUGCUCCUCAGGAAUACCUCACUUUAUUACAACAGAGGCAGCCCCCCGCACUUAUUCUAUUUGCCUUCUUCGGCGCCCUUAUACAUGCCAUGAAUGAUUGUUGGUUUAUGGAUGGAUGGGGUCAAGAUAUUGUGGAGGCCAUCGACGACUUAUUGGGGAGAUAUUGGAAACCUUGGAUUUCAUGGCCUGUCAGGGUUGUUGGCUUGUAG
Messenger RNA from Ilyonectria robusta, 1293 nucleotides. RefSeq lists its product as uncharacterized. Bases 1 to 1293 code for a protein of 430 amino acids. The record is from RefSeq and is a predicted model, not a curated record. Gene Ontology annotation, biological process: regulation of transcription by RNA polymerase II. The transcript has 2 exons. NCBI's taxonomy places the organism in Eukaryota, Fungi, Ascomycota, Sordariomycetes, Hypocreales, Nectriaceae. Gene Ontology annotation, molecular function: DNA-binding transcription activator activity, RNA polymerase II-specific; zinc ion binding.